Molecule: messenger RNA, 2061 nt
Organism: Rotaria sp. Silwood1
Lineage: Eukaryota; Metazoa; Rotifera; Eurotatoria; Philodinida; Philodinidae
Source: the annotation of a GenBank genome assembly
AUGUCUUGGUUAUUAAAACAAGCUGAAGAUAUUUUAAAUCGAGUUGAUCAACAAACAAGUGCAGCUUUUCAUCAACAAACACCACAAACACCACAAUUACCAACAAGACAAAAUCAAGUUGAAUUUAUUUCUGAUACACCUUCAUUUAUUCCAUCAACACCAUUAGAUCAACCAAUUACGAAUCGUGUGCCUACAAAUCGAUCUACAAUAGUACCAAUACGUCGUACGAAAAAAACUGAUGAAACAGAUCUUAUGAAUUAUCUUAAUAGUUCAAUACCAAUCAAUAAUAAUGAAAUAAAACAAUUAAGUCCUGUUCAAUCUUCGAACAAUAAAACACGUACGAAUAGUUCAUCGGUUGUUCUUCAUGAUGAUUCUUCAUCAGUAGUUACAACUCAUAAUAAUAAUAAUAAAGAACUUGUUUUAAAUAUUUCAUCAAAUAAUGAAUCUAUAAAUAAUAAUUCUGAUAAACAAUUGAUUGAUACACUUCAAAUUGAAAUUCAAACAUUAAUACAUAAUAAACAACAAUAUGAAAAUGAAUUACAUACUUAUAAACAUCAAUUAAUUCAAUAUCAACAUCAAAUAGCUGAAUCUGAUGCAUUAUUACGUGAUUUACGUUCACGUGAAUCAGAUUCUAAUGAAGUUUUAUUAACAAAAGAUUCUCAAAUAGCAUUACUUCGUGUACGUUUAGCUGAAUCUGAUGAAUUAUUACAACGAAAAAUUUUACAAUAUGAUGAAUUACAAAAUGAAUAUACACAUAUAUUACAAGAUUCAUCAUAUAUUCAAUCCGUAUCAUUUGAUACUUUACAAUUACGUAAAAUACAAUUAGAAAAAGAAUUAGAACAAAAUUUAAAUGAAAAUGAACGUUUAAAUAAUGAUAAUGAACAAUUAAUAGAACAAUUAAAAUUAACUGAAAAACGUUUAAAUGAUGAACAUUUACAAUUCUAUGAACAACAACAACAAACAAAACAUGCAAAAAAUUUAAUUAAUCAAUUAGAAUAUGAAAUGAAUGAAUAUAAAUCUAAAGCACAAAGAAUUUUACAAACAAAAGAUAAAUUAAUUAUUAAACUUAAAGAUAUUAUACAACAUCGAAGUAAUACAUCAAAUAUUGGUGAUCAACAUGAAGUUGAAACUAUUGGCACUAAUGAUGAUUCUACUCUUCUCGAUAUUAGUCUCGUUGGUAAUUCAUCUGUAUCGUCACCAAUAUCUACUCAUUGGGCUUCUAUACAAUAUGAAGAAUUAAAAAAUGAAAAUGAAUUAUUUAAACAAGAAUUACAAGCACGUGAAUUAACAAUUCAUACAUUACGUAAUGAACUUCAAGAAGUUGAAUUAACAAUUCAACAUUCCGAGGAACAAUAUCAAGAACAAAUAAAUCAAUUAAAUGAACAAUUAAAAGAAGAACGUUCACGUUUAAUAUUAGCUGAACAAGACUAUCGUAAAUUAAAACAAGAAUUAAAUUCAAUGAAGGAUGAUUUUCAUAAACAAAAACAAAUUUAUCAAGGACAAUUAAAUGAACGUGAACGUGAUAUUGAACGUCUUCGUUUACAAUUAACUUCUAAAACAAUAAAUCAUGCUAAUGAUGAUGAAUUAGAAAAACGUUUACAAACAUUAACUGAAUCUUUAAUACAUAAACAAACUAUUAUUGAAACAUUACAAACAGAUAAAAGUUCAUUAACAAUGCAAUUAGAACGUUUAGAAAAACGUUUAGAUGAUUAUGAAACUAUAACAACAAAAAAUUCUUUACAACAAUCAUCUAAAACUAUUCCAACAACAUCAAUAUCAAUUGAUGAUAAUGAACAUUAUGAAAAUCUUCGUUAUCGUAUGCCAUUAUUACGUGAAACACCAUAUGAUGUUGAUCUAACAAAAAAAGUUAAACGAGCAGCUAAUGAACUUGAUAAACUGGGAAUUCGUUUAACAAUAUUUUUAAGACGUUAUCCAAUUGUUCGUCUUGGUGUACUAUUCUAUAUCAUAAUUCUUCAUUUAUGGACAUUUAUUGUACUUUUUACAUAUACACCAGAGAUUCAUAGCAAUACAAAUUCAAUUAAUUUAAAAGAUAAACUAUGA